GCUCCGCUUAAAUACGUCCCCAUGUCCAUCCCGCCACCCCAGCCCCCGUACAGACACUUUCCCAGAGUGGAACCGGUGCGAGCCGUCGACCCCAGGAUGGGCCCCUCUCGGUCCUUCCUACCCAGAGGUAACAGCUGGCCCUCCCCACACCCUGCGCCCCUGCCAGCAGGGCAGUCAGACGGCCAGCGAGAGACGGUAGAGCGGCCGCUGACGAGGGCAGGGGAUAACCCUGACUAUCGGGAGUCACGGGAGGGGGGCCGGACCAGCUACGCCAGCCAGAGCAGCGGCAGGGGCAGCGCCGGCUUCCUCCGCCAGUCCCUGUCCAUCACGCCCACGCUGCUCAGUUCCCCGGAGACGACGGAGGAGAGCGAGCGACCCAGAGCUCCUACAGACCGGCGUGAGAGACGAGCAAAAAGAAGGAACACAUCAGUAGAUGAGAGUUAUGAGUGGGACUCUGUGGAUCCCGGCGUGGAUGCCGAGGUUCUGGAGGCCAUGAGCUGUGAUCGGUCACCGAUGGGGGCAGGCACCGACAGGGGGGUGUUCAGCCACGAUCAGACUCAUGGCCCCCAGGACCGGAAAAGACAAGGCCCUCCAUCCUCACUCAGCCCGCCGGCCUCCGACCCCAGCGGCCGCGACGCCUACGGCCACCCCUUAAGUGAGGCGCGCUUCAAGGCCCUCCGCCUGGAGUACCAGGAGUACAUGCAGGCUCUGGAGUCCACCGGUCCCCGCCAAGCCGGCCUCACCUCGGACCCCGAGUCAGACUCUGACUCCGGCUCCGCCCUGCUCUAGCUGCCCACCCUGGGACUUCUGAAAAACCAACCAAAUAGCCAUUGUUUCAUUGCUCAGACGACAACUGAAGUGCAGGACUUCACAUCUCAGCCCAGCUAUUUGUUGUGACCUUUUAUGCUGCCUUUUUAUUGCCGAAAUCGAAACUAUAUUACCUCUAAUUUAUGCUUUGUUGCUGACAAAGUCCAAGUUAUUCUUUCGAUCUACAAGAUGCAUUUCUACCCCUCACUGCUAUCAUCAAUCGCGAUGCAACAGUGCGGAAGAAUGGAUCAGUAUUUUUCACCCAUGGCAUUACUCUCCGAUGCCUUUAGAUAUAUAUUUGAUUUCAUGUUUCACAAGAAGCUGGUAGCAUUGUUUCUUGUGCCAUUUGGGCCACAUUGACAAUCAUAUACAGAGGGCCCUUUAAAAAAAGACAAGUCCAUGUCCUAAACUGAGUUUCUAACAAAAUGCUUUCUAAAAGCACUUAGAUGCAGUUCUGUACCUCUGGAAAAUGCUGUUUUUUGUGUAAAAUGAAUUGAUCCAACGCAAAUAUUGUAAAAUAACUGCAUCUUUACUUUUUACUUUUUACUUUUUAACAAGAUAAAAAUAUUUGGCAAUGAAAUAGAAU
Messenger RNA from Gadus chalcogrammus (walleye pollock), 1393 nucleotides. RefSeq names its product protein turtle homolog A-like. Lineage: Eukaryota; Metazoa; Chordata; Actinopteri; Gadiformes; Gadidae. Bases 22 to 789 code for a protein of 255 amino acids. The transcript is spliced from 4 exons. The record is from RefSeq and is a predicted model, not a curated record.